AUAUGUCCUUUGAUGUCUCCUGGUUUGCUGUGCGCUCCUUUGCGUUGGACAGAGAGCCCGUCUUGCUGGCAUCACUGGACCGGAGAGGGAUUGUGACACAGAGCAGGAGAAAUGGGAGCAGUGAUCUCAGCCUGGAGAGAAUCAGCCCCCUGGAAUUCCGGCUCCGCGUGCAUGGCUGUGAAGACCAUGACUUUGGGAACCACUACUGCAUAGUGACCCCAUGGGUGCAAUCUGCCACCGGCGUAUGGCAGCGGGAACCUGACAUCAAAGCCAAACCCAUCUUUCUGUCUGUGAAAAUGGAUGUUCUGAAUGCUUUCAAGUAUCCCCUUCUGAUUGGCAUCGGUCUGGCCACUGCCAUUGGACUUUUAUCCUGCCUCAUUGGCUACUGCAGUUCUCGUUGGUGCUGCAAGAAGGAAGUGCAGGAAACAAGACGAGAACGUCGUCGGUUAAUGUCAAUGGAGAUGGACUGAGCGUGGGAGCCGGACACAUUUGCAUUUUGGGAGACUCACAAGGGCUCUUGGACUGUGCUGAGACACUUGCUCACAGGCCCAGACAAGACAGUGUGCUUCCUCUCUGAUUUCAGCCUGGACCU
Molecule: messenger RNA, 592 nt
Organism: Balearica regulorum gibbericeps (East African grey crowned-crane)
Lineage: Eukaryota; Metazoa; Chordata; Aves; Gruiformes; Gruidae
Source: RefSeq, a predicted model, not a curated record